This is a messenger RNA of Coccomyxa subellipsoidea C-169, 660 nucleotides long. RefSeq names its product 14 kDa subunit of cytochrome bd ubiquinol oxidase. Bases 105 to 476 code for a protein of 123 amino acids. The record is from RefSeq and is a predicted model, not a curated record. Gene Ontology annotation, biological process: mitochondrial electron transport, ubiquinol to cytochrome c. Lineage: Eukaryota; Viridiplantae; Chlorophyta; Trebouxiophyceae; Coccomyxaceae. The transcript is spliced from 3 exons.
GCUCUGAACAACAGGGACCAGCUGCACGGCGUGGUCUAGUUGUAUCGUAAACGGGCCACAGGAGGAAAAAGGCAGGAGGACGGCCACAGGAUAGGAAUACACUGAUGGCCACAAAAGCACUCGUCAAAGUGUUGGACCCCUUCCUCACUUGGGCAGCGGUCCGUUACCAGGCUGCUGUGGGCGAUGUUCUUAGAAAGCACGGUCUGCGAUACGAGGACCUGUAUGAUCCUCUCCUGAACCAGGAUGUGGACGAGGCCCUGAAGAGGCUGCCCCAGGAGGAGGUCGAUGCUCGCACACAGCGCUUGAAGCGUGCCAUGGACCUGUCCCUGAAGCACGUCUACCUGCCCAAAGAGCUGCAGGCCGUUCAGACACCGUACAACAGCUAUGUCAUGGAUGUCAUUGAGCAAGUGGAGGCAGAAAACAAGGAGAAGGCACAGCUAGGCACCGGCACAACUUACGACCGCAGUAUCCCCUGAGUAUGGAUAUAUGUCUUGAUCCUGGUCGAACUGUGUACCUUUGCUGUCGUACUAGAUAGGCAGCAGCAAAUUGGCUGCAUGUUUGAUGUUGUAAGCUCGGACGCAAAAUGAGCACGCGCCUGUGCUUAGUGAAAAGCAAAUUCCAUUCCUUGUCAGGCACUGGCAGCCAUUGAAACUGAAGUGC